UAAUUGUUAUAUGGUUAUAAUGAGGCACUCUCAUGAUCACUGCAUCAACUUGAAUGGUUGAGGUUUGGUGGCUGGUAACAUGGAUGCCUAGGAAUGAACUUGGUAACCAUGUUCUACACCAUAAUAACACACAUACACAUUUAUAUUAAAAACAAUUCGCAUCAAUAUACCUCCCUUUUCAGUUUUGAUUUGUGAGCAAUUAACCUAAUUUAUUAUACUAAUUACUAAAAAUAUAAAAUUAUUUUUUUUAAUUGUUUUUUAAGUUUCAGAGAUGUGGUACAUAUCGUCUCGAAAAAUCACUGUCACUAUCCAAAAAUCCCAAGAUAGAAAACCCCAAUGUCUGAUAUUUUUGAGGAGGCCAGUAGCUUGAUUGAAGAGUGUAGGAAGGAACUGCAGAUGUUGGUUUGAAGAAGGGUCUCGACCCGAAACGUCACCUCGUCAUUUUCUCCAGAGAUGCUGUCUGAACUGCUGAGUUACUCCAGCUUUUUGUGUCUAUCUUUAGCUUGAUUGAAGGGAUGUGUCAACUGAAAAUACUCCAAACCAAAGGAGGAUGGAGUAGCAACUUCGAGAUGUGCGUCUCUUCCAUCAAACGCUAGAGGGCACAACUAAACUGUCCAAUUCCAUGGUCGAAACAAAAUGCUGGAGUAACUCAGCGGGAUGGGCAGCAUCUCUGGAGAGAAGGAAAGGGUGACGUUUCGGGUCGAGACCCUUCUUCUGUCCAAUCCCAUGCUUUGAAUGCUUUUAGAACCAUUCACUGCACGGAUACAGAUUGUGAGCACUAUAUGUUUUUUAAUUCACUUCCAUUACAGGUGUAGAUUGACCGUGAAAUAUGUAUCAAAUAUAGUUAUUUGCGAUUUUUUACACAAGAGUGGUCUCAAGUGUGCAUGAGCCUGAGAUACAACGUUUCUCACUGUUAAGUUUUAUUCAGACGCCGUGUGAAGGACCACACAUGGAUGUUUGCUGAAUGCCUAAGUACGACAGACCUGUAAAAUCUAGAGCCGAAAGGAGGAAUACAACCCCUAGCAUUGGUCUGCAGCGUUGGUCAGGAUUUCAAGUUGUUUCACUUGUGGCCUCCGGCGUCGAUUUCCGCAACGAGAUUACAGCCCAAGCACAGAACUGUCCCGGUGAUAAACAACGUGUGGGCAACGCCACGGCCACAGCCACGGCCAUCCUCGGCAAAUUCUUGACCGAAAUCUUGCACUUCUUUCUGAAGGACCUAAAGAGUUACUUGGCUCUCGCUGCCAAACGAAUCUUGGCCGAGCCGCUCUGCAUGUUCCAGCACUUUGUGCAAAGUGGAAACAAUUGCUGGUUUAACCCAGAAGAAAGGGAGAUGACGCCUAACUCUGAGAUGAAGGUUCCUCUGCUGUGCUCUACUUUCCUCUUCAAGGCAUUUACUUCCAUAUUCUGCCUACAGAUUACCAUAUAAAAUAACCUCCAAAAUAGCCUUUACCAAACUGUGGCUAUAGCUGUUACAAUGGAAUCUAUCCUUUUAUAAUUUUGUUUUGAGUUCCAGCAAUUGCUAAAUCAUCGUUCCAAGUUGUUGCCUCUAAAAAUGGUUUGUCAAUGAACUUCAUGCUUAGUGCUCUGGAACUUGUAACUGAAGGACUCUGAUGUUCUUUGGGAGACUCAGUGGGAACGCAUUACUGCAGGUAUGGCAGUGAGCGCAGUGAAGUCAAUGUAUUGGGAAGUGUUCCCUCCAAUGCCCACUAAGCGAGUGUACUGCACUCCUGUGUAUCAGGACAGGCAAUUAUUUGUAUUCGGAGGCUGCAGUGAGACAGGAUUGCCUCUGGACAAGGUGGAAAUGCUGGACGUAGUCAGUCAGAAGUGGACGGGGCUUCCCUCGAUGCCCACUCCACGCGCUGGGGCUGCAGUCGCCAUUCUGAACAAGCAAAUCCUCACCAUUGGAGGCAUGAAUGAAGACCAGUGCCCCCUAGGAUCAAUGGAUGUCUUUAACAUGGACGAAGGCAAGUGGGAGAAGAAAGCACCACUGGGACAACCUUCAAUGGGAAUCACAGCUGUCAAAAAAGACGGCAAGGUGUACGCUCUGGGAGGGAUGGGCUUGGAGGCCGCCCCACAGGCACUGGUACGCGUCUACGAAGCAGACAGAGAUCACUGGCAGCCCUUGCCACCGAUGCUGACCCCACAGUACGCUGCCUCUGCCUUCCUCAAGAGCAACAAGAUCUUUGUCCUAGGAGGAAGACAGGGUAAGCUACCAGUGACGGCUUUUGAGGCCUUGGACCUGGAAACAAAGAGCUGGACCAAGUAUCCCUGUAUCCCGAGCCGCCGUGCAUUUGCUAACUGUGCCAUGACUGAGACAUGCUUUUACAGCCUGGGUGGUCUACAGCAACCAGGUCCUCACAACUUCUACUCCAGGCCACACUUUGUCAACACGGUAGAAGAAUUCGACAUGGAACAAGGAAAUUGGUUGAAACAGUCCCGCUCCACACGGAUGAGGGAGAAGCGUGCAGAUUUUUCUGUGGGUCACGUUGGAGGAAGAAUGAUUGCAGCUGGGGGUCUAGGAAACCAACCAGUACCACUUGGAUCAGUCGAAGGGUUCAAUCCUGUCAAGAGGAAAUGGGAAAGUCUACCUCCGAUGAAUUUCCCGCGUUGCUCUUGCGCCAACCUCCAAGUCGACAACAUGCUCUUUGUGAUCGGUGGUGUUGAACAGGGACCCAGUAACGCUGUGGAAGCCUUGUGUGACCGAGAGAGCAUCUGAACCGUGUGAAACUCUGAAACAGUCAUGGCGUAGAUCAACCGUUAAUUCAAUUACGGGCUUCUUGAUUAGUGUUCCUGUCAGUGUUGUUUGAAGAAUAUACAUGUUAUCAGUGAACGCUUUUAAAAUAACUGUUGUGAUACAAAGGCGCAUAAGAAACUCUUAAACACAAGGGUGAUGUUUCCUUGUAGAACUAGUUGAGUAUUUUCAUUCUUAACAAAAAAAACAAAUUGCUGGAGUAACUCAGAGGGUCAGGCAGCAUCUCUGGAAGACAUGCAUUGGUGACGACUCGUGUCAGAUUGCACUGUCUCAAACAAAAUGUGGUCAACUGUAGAAUGAUGAGAAACUGAUACAACUUUUAGACGGAAUAGGAGAUGAAUGUACACAAGUGAGAGUGGAUCUCACAGUUGCAAAACGAGCAUUAAAUUAAGGAACAAUGGUUGAAGCAUACAGAAUGCAAAAUGGCUCAAUAAAUUGUAGGUAAUCACUUAUUCUGCUGAAUUCCCUUAAUUUGCAAGAGGAAACCUUAUUAAUAGAAAAUUUGGGAAAUAAUUUAACAAAAUUGUUGGUGUUUCCUGUAUUGAGCAAUAGGUCUGAUCCUUGUAUCAAAGGCCACAGUGGUGGCACAGCGGUAGAGUUGCUGCCUUACAGCGCCAGAGUCCCAGGUUCGAUCCUGACUACGGGUGCUGUUUGAACGGAGUUUGUAUGUUUUCCCUGUGACCGCGUGGGUUUUUUCCGGGCGCUCCAGUUUCCUCCCACCCUCCAAAGACGUGCAGGUUUGUAGGUUAAUUGGCUUUGGUAAAAUUACAAAUAAUCCCUAGUGUGUAGGAUAAUGCUUUACAGGGUGAUCGCUGGGCGGCGCGGAUUCGGUGGGCUGAAGUGCCUGUUUCCGCGCUGUAUCUCUAAAGUCUAAAGCCAAGCUUUGGAGUCAAAAUUGUUCAAAUAAAUGUGAGAGACACAUAUUAGUAUCAGAUUAUUGGCCAUUAGGGCAUGCUUGAAGCAUAGUCCCAGUUUUAGAUUAUUAUUAGAAAUGCUGCAGAAGGAGUAUGAAUAAUAAUAUGGUAAUCAAAGGACUCGUAUCUUUCACAGCAAUUAAACCCCUGGAAGAAUACAGUAAAUUAACAAACUAUGCCGAGUGUGCAUUAUGUGGCUCGGAAUUAAUACAAUUCCUGUGAGCUUCCUGUACUAACAUUACUCUGUGCUGUAUGAUUUUUAUAGUCUUAUUCACCGGAUAGAGUGCAGAGACAUUCUUGUUGUGCUCUUCCAGUUCUGUAAUUGACGUUUCUUUAAUAAUCUUAUGUAUGUGGUAAGAAUUUUGAAGUAAAACAUCAUUGGUUCAAGUGAAGCCAUAUAUAGAAAGCGCUGCUCAGUAGGUUGGGGAAUUCUGUGGAGAACGGACAGAACUGUGCAAUUGUGAGUUAAUGGUUGAGGUCAAUGAUCAUUGCAGUGAAAUGUUAACCCUGGUUCUUUCACAACAAAUGUUGAGCAUUUCCAGCAUUGUCCCCAGCAUCUCCAGUGUUUUGCUUUUGAAGUCAUAUAUAGUUGUGCUACUAAAGUGCAGAGUAUUAUCCACUGUACACUAAGGUUCCCAGAACAAUAGAAAACCCUCUUUAUUUGCUAUCAUGUUCUAUCAGUAGUCCUACACCAGGUUAGGUUCAGUCAGGCAAACUUGCAUUGUUGCAUGUUCAAAUGUUCUGUAGUUCCUGUGGCAAUACCAAUACACAAUUCCUUGAUACCAAACUAGUGAAAGUAUUGUGAAAUUUUUGGGGAUUGUUUCAGAGUGUAAAUAUUUUUUCUGUUGUGGCGCUACAUUAAUUAAAUGAAUACUCUCUGUUGCAUUCUCUUUUGGGUGGCACAGUGGCACAGCGAGUCAAUUGGCCUCUGUAAAUUGCCCCUAGUGUGUAUUGAGUGGAUAAGAAAGUGAGAUAACAUAGAACCAGUGUGAACAGGUGACCGAUGGUCAGUAUGGAUUCAGUUGGCCAAAGGGCCUGUUUGCAGGCCGUAUCUUUCACUCAAUCAACCAAUCAAUAUGUUAAUAUUGAAUUAAUAUGGUCAUUCUGACAUUCCAUGUCGUGUUACUCGUGCAAAAUCCCAUGGUGCCAUUCGUACUACGAACAUUUAUUACGCUAUUGGAAAUAAAGGUUCUAUUGUAUUGUUACAUCAUUUCCCACUAUAAUAUGUCCAUAAACAAGUGUGUCAAAGGUGUUUGCUUCAUUCCCAUUCCAUCGCCUCCACUAUUGCCCACAUGAGCUCUCAUAUUUGUUCUAGUCUAAUAUCUAUUGAUCUAUAGAAUCCAAUCCAAGGUUCUCACCCAUUCAGAGAAAUAUCUAUAGUAUUGGCAUUCGUGAGAGAUAGACACCAAAUGUUGGAGUAACUCAGCGGGUUGGGCAGCAUCUCUGGAGAAAAAGGAUGGGUGAUGUUUCGGGUACUGACCCUUCUUCAGACUGAAAGUAAGGGCUCGGGGAGGGAGUGAAGAGCUGGAGAAAAUACCAGUGCUGGCCAGAAAUGACGUCAAGCAGGGCAGUGCCUCGUAGAUCAUCAGGGAAGGUGUGAUCUCAAAAGGGAAACCGUGGACGACUGUGGAACUGGUCAAAUGACCAAGAAGGAGGAAGGGAGUAAGAGGGUGGGCGAGGAAGAGGAAUGUAAGUAGAAUUACUUAAAAUUAGAGAAUUCAAUGAUCAAACUGCUGGGUUUCAAACUACCCAAGCAAAAUAUUCGGUGCUGUUUCUCUACUUUGCCUCACUCUAGCAAUGGAGGGGGGCCAGCACAGAAAGGUCAGUCUAGGAAAGAGAAGGAGAGUUUAAAUGGUUGGAAACCGGGAUAUCCCGUAGGCCUAAGUGGAGCGAACACAAGUGUUCAGCGAAAUGGUCGCCUAGUCAACGUUUGGUCUUGCCGAUGUACAGGGGCCCACAUUGGGAACACCAGAUGCAGUAGAUGAGAUUAGAGGAGGUACAUGUGAACCCCAGUCCAACUUGAAAGGACUGUCGGGGUCCUUGGUUGAAGUCGAGCGAGGUGGUAUAAGGACAGGUAUUGCAUCUCCUGCAGCUGCAGAAAGUACUUGGGAGCCAGUGGUUUGGGUGGGAAGGGGUGAGUGAACCAAGGAGUUGUGGAGGGAACGGUUCCUGUGAAAUGAGGAAAGGGGUGGAGAUGGGAAGAUGUGGUUUGCGUAUGGGGAUGAAGGAGGCCCAGGAUAGAAAGGUCAGUACAGGUGCCUCACUCUGGCAAUGUCCACCCCUCUCUGCCUUCCGCAACUCCUUGCUUCACUCAUCCCUUUCCACCCAAACCACACCCUCCUCAGCUACUUUCAAGGAACAGUAAUACAUUAUCUAAAGACUAAAGGAGGUCCCUAUGUAACUGAGGCUCUUUUAGCAGCACCAGCCCUUUCAUAUAUUUUAAGGCUAUUUUACAGCAAUACAGUCAGUAUGAAGCUCAUUUAAGAAUAUUAACGCCGUGAUUUAUAUGGAAACGUUGCCCGGUGAUAAUCGUUCCAGUGCAUUAACAAUGCCCUAGUUUUUUAAGUUUUAUUCCAAUGUGAUUGAUGUAUUUAGCAAUCUGUACCUGAUAGAGCUUCCCGUAAAAAAUUUAAAUCAUUAUGGGCUUGUUUAGGAGUGGCACGACAACACUGUAUGUGUUAAGAUGUCUAUUAUACUGUUACACUAAUGUAACAAAUAGGGGUCACGUAGUUCCUGUAUGAUUGUAAUAAUAUCAUGUAUCAUAUUUUGCACAUAAUGCAAAAAAGUUCCCAUAAGUAACAUCACAGUGUAAUUGAUGUGAUAGUUGUGUUACACUAGUGUUAAUGAAGUUACUGCAGUGGUGCAUUGUCAAUAUGAUUCUUCAAUAGCAUUUCCUCAAAGGGAACAGUAGGAAUUCCCAAAACCAGUGCACACAUGAGCACUCAAAAUGAUGCCAAUAGUAUAAGUGAAGUGUAAGGCAGCAAUUUUAGCAAAUCAGUAUUAGUAAAAUACCUCUAAUAAUUGUGGGGUUGUAAUUGUAGUAUAAUUUCUAGUAGUUGUAUCUGUCCACUAGAUGUUUACUACAGAAAGUCAGAGUUCAUGUGAGCGUUCUGCCAAACGACAUCUCCAUUUUCUUAAUGUAGUUUGUGAGAUGAUCCUUUAGAUUUGCUCCACACUGAGUGAGAGAUUCUUGCCCUGUUCCAGUGCUUAUAAUAUUCUUCAGGCAUUGCUAUACCACACUGAGCACCACAAACUUCCCUCAUUAUGCCAAACCACCAUGCUAUAACAAUGGAGCACCGUGCCGCAGCUGGUAGAGCCGAUGCCUCACAGAGCCACAGACCCGGGUUCCAUCCUGACUUCGGUUGCUGUCUGCGUGGAAUUUCAACAUUUUCCCUGUGACCUCGUGGGUUUCUUCUGGGUGCUCUGGUCUCCUUCCACAUCCAAAGAUGAGCAGCUUUGUAGGGUAAUUGGCCUCUGUAAAAUUGUCCCUAAUAUGUUGGGAGUGCAUGAGAAAGGGGGAUGUCAUAGAACUAGUGUGAAUGAAGGAUCGUUGGUUAAUUAGCCAGAGGGUCUGUUUCCAUGCUGUAUCUCUAAACUAAACUAUGAGGCCCGUACAUCAAAGGUGGAUUGCUGCAGUUAAGAACCCAAUACAAAGAUUUCCCUUAAGUUUGAACAUUAGGUUGGUCAUCUGCACAGAAAACGAGGUACUUAUUAAAGUAGUACCUUUCAGUGUUAGCCAGAGAUGCUACAAAUAUUUUUUUUUAAUUUAACAUGAACGGAAAUUUAAAAACAAUAAAAAAAGGCUUAUGUCUUUGGCUGGAUAAAUUAUUUUAUUUGUGUUUACUUAACAUUGUUUCUCAACAUCAGGCUCGAUCACAAGUUCACUGUUUAAAACUCUUUAAAACUUUCUCCGCCCCGGAGAUGUCGUCUUCCAUUUCUUGUGUGAAGUAUUAAAUAAUUAAUUAUUUGCUCUGAGCUUUCGACUGUCAAUUCAAUUUACAGCACUUUGUG
Messenger RNA from Leucoraja erinaceus (little skate), 7677 nucleotides. RefSeq names its product kelch domain-containing protein 8B-like. NCBI's taxonomy places the organism in Eukaryota, Metazoa, Chordata, Chondrichthyes, Rajiformes, Rajidae. Gene Ontology annotation, molecular function: protein binding. Bases 1652 to 2716 code for a protein of 354 amino acids. The record is from RefSeq and is a predicted model, not a curated record. The transcript is spliced from 6 exons.